Messenger RNA from Bradysia coprophila, 1396 nucleotides. RefSeq names its product replication protein A 70 kDa DNA-binding subunit-like. The record is from RefSeq and is a predicted model, not a curated record. NCBI's taxonomy places the organism in Eukaryota, Metazoa, Arthropoda, Insecta, Diptera, Sciaridae.
UUUAAUUGUACGGACUAUCAUCGAUAUUAAAGAAGGCAAAAUCAUCGAAAAUUAUCGACUGGAUAAUCAAAUAUCAUUUGAGCGAGUGGUAAACUGUAUGGAGUGUCAAGAUUUUGAUAAUCGAAGACACAAUUGUUACUUAUAAUCGAGAACAGUAAUAGUGAACUAUCAACGUAGUCAGUUUUACAUUCCAAGUGAAUAUCAGCAUUUAGAAUUUUAAUUAAAGCAAUGGCGAUGCGUUCAUCCGAAGGUAAGGGAAAAGCAGUUAAAAAAACUCAACGCAUUAAAACCGAGGAAUCAAUGUUGACCACAAAUGUUGAAAAGGAGCCAAUCUUGACCUCGAAUCUUGCAAAGCGAGCCAAACACAGCUCAAAAUAUGAUUUCAACUUUUGGAAAAAAACUGAAAGUGAUGCCGUUGUCGGUGCAAUUUCUAUAUCCGAACUUAACUUCGGAAUGUGUUUCAAUCGACCAAUUCGAUUCCGAGUGUCAUUUAAAUCUGGAAAGAGAUCGUCUAAGAAUGGCGAUAUGUUUAAUUUCCAUAUUGCUGAUCCAGAUGGUGAAAUACAAGUGACUGUGUUCCCAGAAGAAACUGCUUCUUUUUUUGAUCUAAUUGAAUUCAAUCGCACCUUCGAAUUGACGAAUUUCAAUGUUAAAAAAGAGGAUAGUAAUUUUCCGCUAUUCCUUGGAAACGGAAAAUAUAUUUGUUUAUUGGGAAGUUCCAAAAUCGAAGCCCUUGAUGAUAAUAUAAUUAGCGAACUGAAGUUUAAUUUCGUACCAAUCGACGGAAUUAAAAAUUUGGAACCAAAUUCGAAAUGCGAUGUCAUUGGUAUCAUCGUUAAGAAUUGGGGGAAAGAAAUUAUUGGAGACAAUAAAGUGAAACGUGAUGUGACUAUAACAGAUAAGAGCAAAGAAUGUAUAAUCUUGACGCUGUGGGGAGAGGAAUAUGACGAAUUUGAUUCCGAAGAAAUCCCAAUAAUAAUUCACAAUGGCGUCGUGCAUGACUACAAUGAAUCACGAACAAUUACUUGUGCCGCACGCACAUUGUUUUGGCGUAAUCCAAGCAAUUCUGCUGCCGAAGAGUUGAAGUUAUGGUUCGACGAUGAAAAAUUUGAUUAAAUGAAAAAUACUUUCAAUUUGCUUUGAAAAAAAGUUGAAAUUUCGUAUUGAAUGAAUGAAUUCUUUAUUUAUACAUUAUGAAAUCUAAAUUUUACUAGCUAUUACGUCAGGGUAAUCUAAAUUAAAUCAAACCAGGACUUCAUUGUGUGAGCCACUUUCAAGAAGUCAAUCGUUUUUUAAAUUAUAAAUAUCCUGAAAUAAAUUCAAAUAUUAUAGCAAUAGUUAUUUCAACAGAAUGAUACUAUUUUCAUUAAGAAAUAUUAUACAUUGAUUCUUUUCA